AUGCGAAUCAAAAAACAUCUCAAUAUCUUAACUGACAUCCCACGAGAAAUUCGAGACGAAAUAUACGAGUAUGCCUUUCAAACUCCGUUCAAUUGUGUCACUUACCGUUGUACCUUAAGCAAUACUUAUAAAAUAUUACCUUAUGAUCCUCAAAACGACAUCUGUCUUUCCAAUUCUUCACUUCCCGCUCUCGGUCUUUUGAGUACUUGUUCUCAAUUAUACAACGAAGCUAUCAUCUCCCUCUGGAAAGUCAAUAGCCUUGGACUCUGGCCCGCGGAUUUACUUUUUCGCAUGGGAGAUUUGGGUGACGAUACUUUUAUACAUGUUCAGUCACUACAAAUAAAUCUCGAUUUGACUGAUUCCGAUGAUUUGAAAUGGGCUGAAAUGUUAUUUUUGAGAAUUGGAGGGAACUCUGGUCUUCGUAAUGAAAGAAACGAAGAAGAAAGUUGGAGUGGUUUAAAGAAAGUUCAAAUCAACCCCAUGAGAACCGAGGAAAUUAAAAUGGAUGUCAAAUGGAUGCAAAGGGUCUCAGAAGCUAUGGACUUGCGGUGGAAAAGUGAGGAACUUCUCACUGGUAUGAACCCAGAUGCGAAUAAAAGUUGGGGGUUAUAUUCUCGGUGGAUGGAGCUUCUUCGUAGGGCGGGAACAUCGGGUAAUGAUAUAUACUUAGGAGAUGGGGUGAAAAGGUCUGUCAGUGUAAAUACGGCUUGGGAUGACUGGGUGUAUUGGGACCAAAAAGAGUGGCUGAAGAAAUCACCUCAUGGGGCUGGUGUGAAGGGAAUGGAAGAAGUGAUGAAGGAUUUCAGUAAGACUUUUGGAGGAGAAUUAUGGGCAAAUGGGAAAUUGUGUUAUAAGGAAAAGGAGAGGCUCAAGAGGGUGUUUGAAUUGAAACCGGUCGAACUUCUUGGAAUUUAUCCAACGGUCAGCGAAUGA
Molecule: messenger RNA, 933 nt
Organism: Botrytis byssoidea
Lineage: Eukaryota; Fungi; Ascomycota; Leotiomycetes; Helotiales; Sclerotiniaceae
Exons: 1
Coding region: 1-933 (310 amino acids)
Source: RefSeq, a predicted model, not a curated record